GCUUUGAAAAACGGCGAAGUCAUUUCGUGCUUUUAAUAAUUACAACUGUUUUUAGAAAGUUCAAACAAUGACAACGAGAUAUGAUAGGGCUAUUACGGUAUUUUCACCGGAUGGGCAUUUGCUUCAGGUGGAAUACGCUCAGGAGGCUGUGAGGAAAGGUUCUACAGCGGUGGGUGUUCGUGGUAACGAUGUAGUUGUUUUAGGAGUUGAAAAGAAAUCUAUCGCGAAACUACAAGAAGAACGUACCGUUCGUAAGAUAUGUCUCCUAGACGAGCAUGUUGUAAUGGCAUUCGCAGGUUUGACUGCAGAUGCAAGAGUCUUAAUAAAUCGGGCUCAAGUCGAAUGUCAAAGUCAUAGAUUAACCGUAGAAGAUCCUGUUACCUUGGAAUACAUCACCAGGUAUAUUGCAGGUUUAAAACAAAAGUAUACUCAAAGUAAUGGUAGGAGACCCUUUGGAAUAUCAUGUCUCCUAGCUGGAUUUGAUUACGAUGGAGUUCCACACUUGUAUCAAACAGAGCCUUCAGGAAUUUAUUACGAAUGGAAGGCAAAUGCGACAGGUCGAAGUGCCAAAACUGUACACGAGUUUUUACAAAAAUAUUAUACAGUAGAGGAAGUAGCAACUGAAAAGGGUUCUAUAAAAUUAGCUAUUAGAGCUUUACUGGAAGUAGUACAGUCUGGACAAAAAAAUUUAGAAAUCGCCGUGAUGCGCCGCGGUCAACCUCUACAGAUGCUGGAUUCAGAUACCAUCGAAGAAUAUGUAACAGAAAUUGAGAAGGAGAAGGAAGCAGAAGCUGAGAAAAAGAAGCAGAAAAAGUGAUGUCUUUAUAUCGAAUUACACUUUUAUUAUUCAUUUAUUGAUGUUUCACAUAAAAUAAAUAUGCAACACAUAGGUAAAGAUAACGAAUAAAAUUUUCAGAUUUC
Molecule: messenger RNA, 921 nt
Organism: Hylaeus anthracinus
Lineage: Eukaryota; Metazoa; Arthropoda; Insecta; Hymenoptera; Colletidae
Gene: Prosalpha4
Product: proteasome subunit alpha type-7-1
Exons: 6
Coding region: 68-817 (249 amino acids)
Biological process (GO): ubiquitin-dependent protein catabolic process
Cellular component (GO): proteasome core complex; nucleus; proteasome core complex, alpha-subunit complex
Source: RefSeq, a predicted model, not a curated record